Chelmon rostratus (copperband butterflyfish) is the source of this 3256-nucleotide messenger RNA. RefSeq names its product polymerase (DNA-directed), delta interacting protein 2 (gene poldip2). The record is from RefSeq and is a predicted model, not a curated record. Lineage: Eukaryota; Metazoa; Chordata; Actinopteri; Chaetodontiformes; Chaetodontidae. Gene Ontology annotation, cellular component: nucleus; mitochondrial nucleoid. The transcript has 11 exons. The coding region runs from base 4 to 1137 and encodes 377 amino acids. Gene Ontology annotation, molecular function: DNA binding. Gene Ontology annotation, biological process: error-free translesion synthesis.
AAGAUGGCGGCCUGUGCGUUACGCCGAGGUUUGUUGAGCACUGUCAGUAAAUAUAACAGCAAACACGCACAGCGAAUAUUGAGUGUCGUUGACAGCAGCAGCGUGUUUGAGGUGAACAGACCGCGGUUACAAUGUCAAGCCUGUGGACUGGCCGGCGGUGUUCAGCAGAGGAGGUUCAUGUCGUCACGGAACAGGCCUGAAGGGAAGAUUUUGGAGACAGUGGGAGUGUUUGAGGCUGUGAAGCAGCACGGCAAAUAUGAAACCGGACAGCUGUUUCUCCACAGUGUGUUUGGCUACAGAGGCAUCGUCUUGUUUCCCUGGCACGCCCGGCUCUAUGACAGAGACAUAACCCCGCCCAUGUCUGACAGCAAACCUGAGCCCCCAGGAGCCCAUGGUUCCAAGGAGGUGAAGGGCAAGACCCACACCUAUUACCAAGUCCUGAUUGACACUAGAGACUGCCCUCACAUAUCUCAGAGGUCCCAGACAGAGGCAGUGACGUUUCUGGCCAACCAUGAUGACAGCAGAGCCCUGUACGCCAUCCCAGGUCUGGACUAUGUGAGCCAUGAAGACAUCCUGCCCUAUAACUCUACAGAGCAGGCCCCCAUCCAGCACGAGCUGUUCGAGCGCUUCCUCAUGUACAACCCUGCCAAAUCUCCUCCGUUCACAGCCAGAGACACCCUGAAGGCGUGGCAGGAGAAGAACCACCCGUGGCUGGAGCUCUCAGACGUCCACAGGGAGACCACUGAAAACAUCCGAGUCACCGUCAUCCCCUUCUACAUGGGCAUGAGGGAGGCCCAGAACUCCCAUGUUUACUGGUGGCGUUACUGUAUCCGUCUGGAGAACAUGGGCAACGAGGUGGUUCAGCUGAGAGAGAGGCACUGGAGGAUCUUCAGCCUUUCAGGAACCCUGGAGACGGUCCGAGGACGAGGAGUCGUAGGCAGGGAGCCAGUGUUGUCUAAAGAACAGCCAGCCUUUCAGUACAGCAGCCAUGUGUCUCUACAAGCCCCCAGUGGUCAUAUGUGGGGGACUUUCCGUAUUGAAAGAACUGACGGCUCCCACUUUGACGUUCGCAUUCCUCCUUUCUCCCUGGAGAGCAACAAAGACGACAAAGCGCCCCCCGCUGGCUACUCAUUCUAACUGCGAGUAGUCACCUCCCACCUGUGAGGCCCUAGACACGCCCUCAGUUGUGGUCCUGUCUGAGGUGUCUAGAAUUGUCCUUCCCCUGUAACAUUGCCUCAGCCUUCAGCAUAAGACUAACAUGAGUCAGGUUAUGCAAAGGGAAAAUAUAGCACUGUCUAGAUCAUCCAAAUGCAGACCCACCUCGCCCUUUUCCUGUCAGAGUGCACCCAACAGCAAUAUACCAUCAAAUAAAUCAUAUAGGGUAGAAAGCUGAUGGGCAGUCCUGUGCUGCUUCACUCCAUGGUGAGCUUGAAGAGACGUGCACAGUCUAGUGGAAGAGCACUGAGAGGUAGAGAGAGGAGUUAAUAUUGCCAAGCUGAGCUGGACAUUGUUGUGCAUCCAGUAGCUGAAAUAUUGACCGGUUUGUUUUUAUAGUGGGAGUAUUUCCUGCAGAUCUCUGGGUUCAUGAAAAGAGCAACAACUCCAGCUGAGUUUCAUACUGAGACCUCAAUCGGUUGCUUCAGAUCAGCAUGUUACAAACUCCUCCUUCCUUUAAGAUGUUCUAGUUUGAAUUUAUGAAAAUGUGACUCAUGACUUUUAUCCUGGACCCUAUUUUCCUGUCAUUUUUAAAAUUCUAAUGCCACCCCAUCCCAGUGUAGGUAUGCUGCACCUCUGUGGGCCACUUAUGAGAGGAAAAUGAGAUUGAAUUUGAGGCUGGUUACAGUGCAGAAGUAUUUAGGUUUUCCAGUUUUCAUCACAUUCAAGCACAGUGGAUGCUAUUAGAGUCUGAAACUGAUCAGCAGCUAAAAGGCUCUUAAGUUUCAAAGUAAAAACGAAUCUCUAAAAAGUAUAAAAGAAUGAUUUUUAAAUUCACCCCUUUCAUGUCAUAAUUUAUGUAUUGCCGUCUGCAGUCUGUGGGGAGAGGACUCAGAGGACUGUCAGCUUUGUGUGUCUGAACACUACGAUUUUUCCCCACUCAUAAGUGUGAAACUGCUCAGGUCAUAGUUGUCCUGCUACACAUUCAGGAUCAAACCUCUUCACUUUCAAACAUGAAUGUUGUUCUGAAGCAUUCCAGGGCCUGCUGUAGAGAGGCGCCCCCAUAGCAUGAUGCUGCCACGUCCACAUUAUAUGGAAAGUUGAUGUGGGGUCUUUGGCUUAGUAUACAGGCUCAGCCAUGGCAGCAUGUAGCUCCCUCCAAGGACCUCUCCCUCAUUAGUGCCCAUCUCACACGGACACACAGUUUUUGAGGAUGGCUCGCCCUCGGAAGAUUUACUGCUGUGCCAUAUUCUGAAAACCUUACAUCCUUACACCCAGUGUUUCAAAAACGUUCUUGCAUCUUUCCUCUCAGUGGUAACUAACAAGUCACAGAGGUGUGUGUGUGGAGGUUUCUCUUGUCUUCACGAUGCCAGGAAAGAGAAAAGGCAGCAUGCAAACCUUCCAGAUGUAUUUAACCCUGAAGUCACUUCCCACACCUGAACUACACACUGAUCUCUGCUCUAAUUCUACUGAUGAAAAACAGUUAGCUGCUCCAAUUAUACUUUUGCUGUGACAUUAUAAAGGCAGUGAACACCAUCAAUUAUUUUGCAGUUUUUAAUGACAUCUGGUUCCUCUUUGACAUGUCCUAUUCUCUGGAUCAGGGAAUAAGACUGACUAGUCAUUCCAUCCACUGUGAUUUAAUGUCGUGACAGAUCAAACUAAAGAAGUCAAGGAGUACUGAAUACGCUUUAUAAGCAGUGAACUGUAUGUGUUGACUGCCAAAAAAGAGCGUCCCCUUCGCUGGGAAGGAGGCGUUGGUCAGGUCUUUGAAUAACGAAUGCAGCACACCAUUAAGUAAUUAAACCAGUGUAGUGGCUAACAGGAGAGGAGUGUGUGUAUGUGUGCGUGUGUAUGAAAGGUCUACCUACUCCUCUGCAGUCUGCUCUCCAAAAACCAGAAUGAAGUGUCCACCCUGCACACUCGCGCUCGACGUCUUUCGUUAAGGCUGACUGUUUGAACUCUGUGACAAGUUGUGAGCCUAAAUUUUCUCUGGCAAAACGAGGAAGGAAACCAACAUCUUCGUUUUGAUAAGUGAUUUGAAGCAACUGUGAUGGUUGAAAUGCUACUGUAAAUAGAGAUGUAAUUAAAGGCAAAACAAAUA